UUCUCAUGGACCCGUCUACUUCUCGUCCAGCUGUAGUCAUCGAUAAUGGCUCCGGGUAUACGAAGAUGGGGUUUGCUGGUAAUGUUGAGCCAUGUUUUAUUGUUCCGACAGUGGUUGCACUUAAUGAGUCGUUUCUGAAUCAAUCUAGGAGCUCUUCUAAAGGCAAUUGGGUUGCCCAGCACAAUGCUGGGGUUAUGGCGGAUCUUGAUUUCUUCAUUGGGGAUGACGCACUUUCCAAGUCUCGAUCUAGCAGUACUUACAAUCUCAGCUACCCGAUUCGGCAUGGUCAGGUUGAGAAUUGGGAUGCCAUGGAGCGCUUCUGGCAGCAGUGCAUAUUCAACUAUUUGAGGUGUGAUCCGGAGGAUCACUAUUUUCUCUUGACUGAGAGUCCGUUGACCGCGCCUGAGAGUCGCGAGUAUACUGGGGAAAUCAUGUUUGAGACUUUUAACGUGCCUGGACUUUACAUUGCUGUGAAUUCUGUGCUUGCCCUUGCCGCUGGAUACACAACGUCUAAGUGUGAGAUGACAGGAGUUGUAGUGGAUGUUGGAGAUGGGGCUACUCAUGUUGUACCUGUUGCAGAUGGUUAUGUUAUUGGUAGUAGCAUCAAAUCGAUUCCUAUUGCUGGAAAGGAUGUUACCCUUUUUGUUCAGCAGCUUAUGCGGGUAGGUUAUCUUUGUGGUAUAAAAUUAAAAGGUUAAUGUGCUGGUAUUGUUCUUAUAUUUGAA
This is a messenger RNA of Cajanus cajan (pigeon pea), 725 nucleotides long. The record is from RefSeq and is a predicted model, not a curated record. NCBI's taxonomy places the organism in Eukaryota, Viridiplantae, Streptophyta, Magnoliopsida, Fabales, Fabaceae.